Lemur catta (Ring-tailed lemur) is the source of this 1299-nucleotide messenger RNA. RefSeq names its product tRNA-histidine guanylyltransferase 1 like (gene THG1L). Gene Ontology annotation, biological process: tRNA modification. Bases 118 to 1014 code for a protein of 298 amino acids. Lineage: Eukaryota; Metazoa; Chordata; Mammalia; Primates; Lemuridae. The record is from RefSeq and is a predicted model, not a curated record. Gene Ontology annotation, molecular function: tRNA guanylyltransferase activity; magnesium ion binding. The transcript is spliced from 6 exons.
AAGAGCUCCAAGGAGAGGCGAGACGGAUGCAGACCUCCCUACGCCUAGAGCGGCCACGGAGGGAAAGAGACACUUCCGGGGCGGGGCUGCCGGGUCCCUUCCUUUCUGCGGGGGGGAAUGUGGACCGCUGGCAACAUUAAGGUUCGCGGUUGCUUGGCUGCAGCUUCCGUCAUUCUGAGACGGUGCCUAAGGGUGGCGGCGACCAUGGCCAAAAGCAAAUUCGAGUAUGUCAGGGAGUUCGAGGCUGACGACACCUGCCUGCCCCACUGCUGGGUGGUAGUGCGACUGGACGGCAGGAAUUUCCAUCGGUUUGCUGAGAAGCACAGCUUUGCAAAACCUAAUGACAGCCGUGCUCUCCACCUGAUGACCAAAUGUGCCCAGACCGUAAUGGAAGAACUGGAGGGUAUUGUGAUUGCAUAUGGACAGAGUGAUGAAUACAGCUUUGUGUUCAAGCGGAAAAGCAAUUGGUUUAAAAGAAGAGCCAGUAAGUUCAUGACUCACGUGGCCUCCCAGUUCGCCUCCAGCUAUGUGUUUUAUUGGAGGGAUUACUUUAAGGACCAGCCUCUUCUGUAUCCCCCAGGCUUUGAUGGAAGAGUUGUGGUGUAUCCCAGCAAUCAGACCUUAAGGGACUACCUCAGCUGGCGGCAAGCAGAUUGUCACAUCAAUAAUCUCUAUAAUACAGUUUUCUGGACACUUAUACAACAGUCUGGACUAACACCAGUACAAGCCCAAGAGAGAUUACAGGGAACUCUUGCAGCAGAAAAGAAUGAGAUUUUGUUUUCUGAAUUCAACAUCAACUACAAUAAUGAGCCGCCAAUGUAUAGGAAAGGGACUGUGUUAAUAUGGCAGAAGGUGGAUGAAGUCAUGACAAAAGAAGUUAAGCUGCCAGCAGAAAUGGAAGGAAAAAAGAUGGCAGUGACCCGGACCAGGAAUAAGCCAGCGCCCUUGCAUUGCGAUAUCAUUGGGGAUGCUUUCUGGAAGGAACAUCCAGAGAUCCUAGAUGAAGACAGCUGACCCUUUGCUCUUUAGUUCUGGUGUGCUUAACCAUCCAAGCCCACCUCCACCGGGUCUCCUUGCCUUCAGUGCCCUAACAUCCCGACCACCCAGAACACUGUGCCAGAAAUGGCAUGACUCAAGUUGGGAGAGGAACAGGGAAAGAGGGGAUGGAUGGGGGCGGUGUAUCUUGUUCUGCUUAAGCGGAACACUUUUUUUUUUUUAAACAGUGUGGAACAUGGUUCCUUUGGUAGAAGUGCAUUUUUUAAAAAAUCGUGGUACUAUUUUUGUAAAGCAAGAGCUGUU